Messenger RNA from Synchytrium microbalum, 249 nucleotides. RefSeq lists its product as uncharacterized. NCBI's taxonomy places the organism in Eukaryota, Fungi, Chytridiomycota, Chytridiomycetes, Synchytriales, Synchytriaceae. Gene Ontology annotation, biological process: mitochondrial respiratory chain complex I assembly. The record is from RefSeq and is a predicted model, not a curated record. The coding region runs from base 1 to 249 and encodes 82 amino acids. The transcript is spliced from 2 exons.
AUGAGUAGUGGAUUUGGUACCAACGGAGGGCGAGGCCGGUGUUUCUCCUUCUUCCAGGAGUUUGCUAAAUGCUAUGUCGGGGCUAUAGACCCAAAGGGCGAAUGUCAAUGGGCAUUUGAAGAUUAUAGAGAAUGUUUAUACCAUAGAAAAGAGCUACUACGGCUCUCACUCGUACAAGAAGAAUACGAAAAGAAACAUUCGCCAAAGAAGGAUGGUGGGAUUCUUGCAUCGCUGGGACUGAAAGCAUGA